This is a messenger RNA of Leptonychotes weddellii (Weddell seal), 6041 nucleotides long. The record is from RefSeq and is a predicted model, not a curated record. NCBI's taxonomy places the organism in Eukaryota, Metazoa, Chordata, Mammalia, Carnivora, Phocidae.
AUGGGCGAGCACCCCAGCCCGGGCCCCGCAGUGGCCGCCUGCGCCGAGGCGGAGCGCAUCGAGGAGCUGGAACCCGAGGCCGAGGAGCGGCCGCCGGCUGCGCCGGAAGACCACUGGAAAGUCCUGUUUGAUCAGUUUGACCCUGGGAACACAGGCUACAUCAGCACAGGCAAGUUCCGGAGCCUCCUGGAGAGCCACGGCUCCAAGCUGGACCCGCACAAAAGGGAGGUGCUCCUGGCUCUCGCCGACAGCCAUGCAGACGGGCAGAUCUGCUACCAGGAUUUUGUCAGCCUGGUUGCCUUUUUCCUCUACAAUGGAGUAUCGCUGGACCAAUUCGUGCUGCAGGUAACCCAUCCGCGGUACCUGAAGAACUCCCUGGUUUACCACCCGCAGCUCCGAGCGCAGGCGUGGCGCUACCUGACGUACAUCUUCAUGCAUGCGGGGAUAGAACACCUGGGACUCAACGUGGUGCUGCAGCUCCUUGUGGGGGUGCCCUUGGAGAUGGUGCAUGGAGCAACCCGUAUUGGGCUUGUCUACGUGGCUGGUGUUGUGGCAGGGUCCUUGGCGGUGUCUGUGGCUGACAUGACUGCACCGGUCGUGGGCUCCUCUGGAGGGGUGUAUGCACUUGUCUCUGCCCAUCUGGCCAACAUCGUGAUGAACUGGUCAGGCAUGAAGUGUCAAUUCAAGCUGCUGCGGAUGGCUGUGGCCUUGAUCUGUAUGAGCAUGGAGUUCGGGCGGGCCGUGUGGCUCCGGUUCCACCCAUCGGCCUACCCCCCGUGCCCUCACCCCAGCUUUGUGGCACACUUGGGCGGCGUGGCUGUGGGCAUCACCUUGGGCGUGGUGGUCUUGAGGAACUACGAGCAGAGGCUGCAGGACCAGUCGCUGUGGUGGAUCUUUGUGGCCAUGUACACGGUCUUUGUGCUGUUCGCUGUUUUCUGGAACAUCUUCGCCUACACCCUGCUGGACUUAAAGCUGCCACCCCCUCCUUAAGGUGCUGGGGGACCUAGGUCAGGGGUGGGAGGGCCUAGCAGCAGCAGGAAGGAACAUGGACUUUCUUGUUCUCGGCACCAGCUCUGAGAGGCCAGGGAGGAGAGGACGAGAUGCUGGGCCAUGGUGAUGUUGGUGUUCAGGUUUGGACAAUGGGGCCUCUUUUUCUGAAAGGCGCCUGCUGGAUGAGUUGGAUGCUGCUACCAUUGUUUUUCUAGACUGUUCUGAGGACAUCGAGCCAGGGCGAAGGCCUGGGGUGGGGUAAAAGCAGCCCUCCCCUCGGGCUGGGCUUGUUCUGUGUGUUCAGGCGACGCUUCCCUCGUCACAGACUGAGCAGCAGCCUCCUCCCUUAUCCCCACCCCGAGAUGUCAGGAAGACCCGAGGGUGGGGUAGCCAGGCAGGCCCUUGUCCAGCCCAGAGAUACAGUUACAGGCCAGGAAAUGUUCGCUCUACAGCUGUUGGGUUUGGAGCUCUGGAGUGGAGGAGGGCCUGGCGGUGGACAUGUUGGCUUUUGGUGUAGGAGAGCCCAGGGUGUGCUCCUGGUGGUGGGCACUGGGGCAGGCAGAGGAGGGAGAUGCUGUAACUCUAGGCCUCACUCUUGCCCUGGGGGUAUCCAGUAAGAGAAACCCAAGUAGGAGGGAAAAAACUUCAUCCCAAGCACUACCCUUGGCAAGGCCCAGUACCAGCUUUGGGUUUCUCCCUCCCUGUCUCCCAGAAUGCUGACAACUCAUAUUGGUGCCCCAGCAUCCCAUGCCCUGCCUUGUUUUUAGAGCCUUUUCCUUCCCUUCCAUUGCCCUGACCCUACAUUGUGCCUCCCCUUUGGUCAUGGGGAUGUGUGUGUGUGUGUGUGUGUGUGUGUGUGUGUGUGUGUGUGUGUGGUUCGGUGGGUGAGGACAUCCAUGGGAUGGUAAGAGAUGCCAUGGGAAGAACAUGAGGGAAGUCAGAGGCUGCAGAGGAAGCCCGUGAGGGGCGUGGGGGUGUGUGGAAGGGUCUGCAUGAGAGGAAAAAAGGCACUGAGAAGUGGGAGAGUGUGACGCCUGAGGAUCUGACUUUCGGCAAAGCUAGCCCCUUCUUUCCCAUUCCUCAUCCUUUCCAGGCGUCUCCCUGAAAACCACUGACCAGUGGGAGACUUGUCCUCAGUGGAGGGAGAUCUUGGGCCCUCCUAGGGAUGCUCAGGAUGCCGCGGUUGGCCUUUGCCAAGCUCCCUUCUUGUUCCCCUCUGGAAUGACCUUCACAUCUGAGAUGGUUCUGUUCUGUUUUCCAUAAGAGGGAAGGAACUUUGGGGGUGUCAGAGAGGCUGGGGCAGGAAUAUUGAAGCCAUGUGUCCAUUGAGUAGGAGGGACAGGAGGCUGCGGUACAAGAAAUCCCAAUUUAGGGGAAAACUGCUUCUGGACAAUUGUUGGGUAUUUGGAUGAGGGUCAGAGGUGAGGGUAGCCCAGAGACGCAGAUGCUCAGAGCUUGGAGGGAACUUGGCUAUUGUCAGGUCCAUCCCCACCCCAAGGCACAAGUGGGAAAAUGAGGCUAAGGGAAUGACUCCCAAGCAGGAGCUGAUACGGGCCCUGAGGAGAGGGGGAGGGGAGGAUGGCUUUUGACAAAAUAUGUGAUUCCCUGUAUACUGCUCUUGGAAUUCCCAACCACUGACAACCCAGAAGGACAAAGAACUCCAGUCCGGGAGGCAGAGGGACUGGGUCCAUGCAGGGGCGAGGGCAGGAGCUUAGUCUGGAGUCAGCCAGGCCAGGCAGUUGGGGGUCUUGAGCCGCUGUGGCUUCCUGUCCUCAGUGAUCACACGUGAAUGGACAGGGUCUCCAUGCAGCCCCAGCCUAUGCCAAGCCCUUCCCCCUCUUUGCCCGGUGCUCAAUAGAUUGUCUGGGUCCCCACGUGUGGCUCCUGAGGUCAUGCUGCCCUCGUGCUGGUACAGUACUGAGGACUGCCAGGCCCAGUUGGCACAGGCCCAGAUCGGGGGCUGGGCCGCGUCACCCUGAGGCAUCUUGUCUGUGUCCUGCCAGCCUGUCUCUGCCCCACUGAGGGAAGGGUGUAGCUGGGAGAGUCAGCUUCCUAGGAGAGGAGAGUAAGUUGGAACUGGGGCUGAGAGGACUUGGGUAAGGAUGGAGAGGGGGGCCCUGGCCAUGGGCUGCAGCCCCCUAAACCUGAGUGGUGCUGUCCCUCCCUGGAGGAACGGAGGCAGCCGGUGCCCUCGGGGAGGCAGGGCGUCCCUCCAGGCCCCCCCAUAUUCUGGGUAGUGGGUGGAGGGAGUGGAGAGUCCCCCCUGCCUUCAUCUGGUGCGGCCUGGAGAGGGGUCUACCUCUCGCAGGGGUGAGAAGAAACCUCUAGAAAGGCCUCAGAGAAGCACCCAGUUCCCUCAGGGCCGCAGAUGGGAGCUUGUUACCAAGAAGGACUGCCUGAGGCAAAAAUCCCAUUUGCCAUCCUGUCUCAGACCACCAAGGGAGCCUCAUCUAGCCUCAGGCCACAGGCCCCAGCUGUUCCCUGUCAGCAGGGUCCAAAAGGAACCCCAAAGUUCUUUGGUCAGCUUCACACCCCCCUCCCCACCCUCGUCCAACCAUCAGCUCCAAGCAGGGCCACCCAGUGGGGUCCACGGUCACUCCAUACAACCCAGGUCUCCAAACUAGGACCAAAGAUCAUUGUCUGGUAAGAAAAGUUUCCGUUUUGGUGUCUGACUUUCUCCUCAGCCAGUCCGCGCACCCUCAUCCCCGGCACCCUGCUGGCAACCCGUCCCUAUCAUCCCUCCUUCCUGAGCUCGUACAGCCACCGGCCCAGUGUGCCUCUUGGGACUGUGGAGGGUGGCUGGCCUUCCAUCCACGGGACACGGAAACUGAAAGCUGGGGUUUCCCCAAAAAGCAGCCAUAGAUUUGCUCGCUCGUUAAACGGAAGUGGAAUCACAGAAACUAGGGAAGGGAAAACAAGUCUUCAAAGGAGAAAUUUGGCUUUAAUGACACCAUUAGUCAUUCAUUUUUUUAAUUAGGAAAAGCUCCCUAAUGAGGUGUUUUUGCCAGCUAAUAGGACUCUCCAUUUCCACGAGGACACUUCUUACUCAGAGGAUUAGGGGAGUCAUUGCUCACCAAACCCAUAUCUUCCUCCAGGGUCCAAUUUCAUUUUCAAAGAAUGCAGAUUCCCGGGUGCAGUGGAAGCCCUUUCCUGGCAUCCUUCAUGUUGCUCCCAGGGCUGGCCAAAAAGCACCAAUACUCCUCUGCCUUAAAAAAACAGUGCCCAACCCUGAAUUUCCGCACCCCCCCAAAGGACUUGCGUAAGUGGGAAACAAAAGGAAACACAAGCUGCAAUGUUUGUUUCUAAAUAUUUUUGUAUUGUGUACAUUCUGUAUAUUUUUGUUGUAACAUAUUAUUUGAACACAGAUUCCAUUAAAGAUUUUUUUUUUUUUUAAGCCAUCGGUGACUCAGGAAGUGACCUGAAGGGCUAGCACCGGAGCCUGUUUUGUCUCUGUCUGGGUCGGGGAGGUGGGAGGCGGCACAUACAACACAGCUCCGGGGGUCGGUGCUUGGUGCUGGUGCUUCCAGCUCGGUGGUUCUUAACCGUUCUUGAAUUACUGAACUCUUUUGCAUGGUUGAUGGAAGCUGUGUUUUCUCUUGCUCUGAAAAUGCAUGGAGAGACAAUGUGGAGGGGGGAGGUGGUGUGUGAAUAAGGAAACUGGUCCAUGGUUUCAGGUCAAGAACUUCUGUGCCCGCUGUCCUGCCUGGCACCCCGUCUUCCUCUCCUCCUCUUACCCUAUACUCUGAUGGGAGAUUAAUAUUUUGACUACUACUAUUGGAGUGAUCUUUGAAAUAUCUAGGCGCUUCCUUCUUUACCCCAAUAGUCUAUUCUUUAGGUCUUUCUAGGGGCAGUCAACACCUGGAUCUUGAGGAAGGGAUAGGAAUUUUCUCAGGGUGAGAGGACAUGGUUCACAUACAGAAGGGGAGAGCGAGAGGGGCAUAAAUGGUAAAGUGUAGUGCUGGGUAAGUUUAAUAAUCAAAUGGGCUUUGAAUGGAUGCAGUCUGAGAAUUCAGUGAAGUGUUUUCUCCAGCUUUUCUAAACCGAUGGCAGUAUACACAGAUUUGCCAUUCAUAACUGUUAAAUUUUGUUGGGGGAUUAAACGACCCUGUUAAAUUCAGCAUGGGAGCUGUUUCCCAUAAUGUUCUGUCACAUCAGUUUCCUGUAGGUCAUUGAAAAACAUUUCUAAGAGCUGCAGAAGGCAUCCCAGAACAAACUUGAGAGUACAGCUCAGACUCAAGGUCAAAGAACUCAUUUCUGUUUCAUGUGUGGAUAAGUAACUCCCCUGGAGGGAAAAUCAGGACACUGUCUGAACCCCAGUGUACCCCCCGGUCAGUUCCAGGCUCCAUAGCCGGGGCGCUUACUGGCAAGCCCCCUGGACAGCCAGAAGCUGUUUAGCUUUGGCCUCCUAUCACUUCUCCUUUGACUUUUCUGGUUCCUCCCUCCUACCAGAGUCUCCUUCUUCCAAUAACUUUGUGAGACAUCUACCGGUGAUAAGGUAACUAUGAAGACAGUUUACUGAUGACUUAGUAUGUGCUGGGCACUGCACGAGCCAUUUUCCACAGAUUAUCCUCAUUUAGUGCACAGCUACUCGGUGUGAAGUGGGUAUCAAUAUGCUCAUAUUUAUAUGAGGGGCAGGCUUAGGGAAGUGUGGUGACUCCCGGGUACCUUAUGGCAUAGAUGGAUUCCCACUGUGGUUCCCGAGUUCAUGCUCUCACUCCUCGGCUGUUUGUGUGGGACUUUAAGAGCACGAAACCCGUGGAAGGGCCAGGGCGUUCGUUUCAAGAUCCAGUCUCACUGCAUUAGUCACAGUAAUGGACCUUGGAAUAUUCAUUCCGUGCUCACUUGACAGGAUUUCUGCUUUAUCAGCCAUCCUCAAAUAGUUUACAAGAAAAUCCACAGCUAUGAAUUCAUUGUCACUCCCUAUCACCGCCAACUUCCGGAAUCUAGCAUUUAUGCAAGCUCAGAAUGAUUUGAAGUCUGUGACACAUUCAGGAAGUUUAGCAGUUGCAGAGCUCUCCAGCUCUCUUAGCCCUCCAAGUGGAAAGACUUCA